This is a messenger RNA of Pestalotiopsis fici W106-1, 1866 nucleotides long. RefSeq lists its product as uncharacterized. The transcript has 2 exons. Bases 1 to 1866 code for a protein of 621 amino acids. NCBI's taxonomy places the organism in Eukaryota, Fungi, Ascomycota, Sordariomycetes, Amphisphaeriales, Sporocadaceae. Gene Ontology annotation, biological process: transmembrane transport. The record is from RefSeq and is a predicted model, not a curated record. Gene Ontology annotation, molecular function: transmembrane transporter activity.
AUGUCAAGUACUACCGAUCACCAAUUGAUCAUGAUGGAGUAUACUUCUGAGACCAAACAACAGCACAAUCUACUCAUACCUCCACCUGAUACCGAGAUGCAGUCAAUAUUCAACGGUCAGCUUAUGUCUAAUUCUGAGGUACCAGCCUCGCUCAACAAUUUUCAUGGCCAAAAGCACCCCACCAACUCGACAGCAGCACGCGAGGAGGAGCAACAACAAGUCACAACCAAUGAAGAACAACAUGAACCAGUCAAUCUAGAGCCUACACAUGGCCGCUCCAAUGGCCAGAUCGCCUUGAUCAUGCUGGCCUUGUGUCUUGCCGUUCUCCUCGGUGCUUUGGAUGUUACUAUCGUCACCACAGCUUUGCCCAGCAUUAGUGAAGACUUCCAAUCCAGUGCCGGCUAUACGUGGGUCGGAUCUGCAUUUUUGUUAGCUAAUGCUGCAUCAAUACCGUCAUGGGGCAAGAUCUCGGACAUUUUUGGGCGGAAACCAAUGCUCCUUCUCGCCAAUGUGAUUUUCAUGAUCGGUUCACUGAUUGCUGCCCUCGCCACUGGCAUCGGUAUGCUCAUCGCCGGCCGUGCUGUUCAAGGUCUGGGCGGCGGUGGCCUGACCAUUCUCACCAAAAUUGUUAUUGGAGACAUUGUGCCUCUAAAAACUUGUAGCAUUUUCUACGGAGUUCUGGGCGGUGUGUGGGCGGUGGCGGCGGCAACGGGCCCGGCCAUUGGCGGAGCAUUGACAGAGAAGGUAUCUUGGCGAUGGUGCUUUUGGAUCAAUCUCCCCCUCGAUGGGCUUGCCUUUCUCAUUAUUCUCUUCUUCCUUGACAUCAGUUCCCCACGUACACCACUUCUUAAAGGGCUUCAGGCGAUUGACUGGGUGGGCUCGGCUUUGGUAGUUGGCGGUACGCUCAUGUUCCUGUUUGCUCUCGAACUUGGGGGAGUCUCAGCGCCAUGGCACUCCGCCAAAGUUGUCUGUCUGCUCCUAUUCGGCCUACUUGGCUGGGCACUUUUCAUCUUCUGGGAGGCUCGUUAUGCCAGAUUCCCCGUAACACCAAUGACCUUGUUCAAGAACAUCUCCAAUGCUGCCACGCUUUUCUGCGUCUUCAUCCAGGGCAUUGUAUUCAUCUCUGCUUCCUAUUACCUGCCGCUCUACUUUCAAGUUGUGCGCGGAUACACCCCCAUCCAAUCGGGUGUGUACGUCCUCCCUACUGCCCUCGCACUCUCAGCUGGCAGCCUCUGUACUGGUUUCGUGGUAUCAAAGACAGGCUGGUAUAUUCCGCCGACCGUCUUUGGACUCUUCAUGAUGGUCCUUGGUUUUGGUUUGUUCAUUGAUUUGGAUGCUUAUAGCAACUGGGCAAAGCUUAUCCUUUAUCAACUUGUCUCUGGUGUGGGAGUCGGCCCACUCUUUCAGUCUCCAAUUAUAGCCCUUCACGCCCAUACCAAGCCGCGAGACAUGGCUACUGCUACCUCGACACUUGGAUUCAUCCGCCAGAUAGCCCAGGCCAUCUCCGUGGUUAUAGGCCAAGUGGUAUAUCAAAAUGAAAUCGCCAAAAGGUACCCAUCACUCGUUGCCUCUGGGCUCACUUACCCUCUGGAAAAUGUCCUCUCCUUCAGCACCGGCGCCGAUGCCCAAAUCAUUGAAAGACUUCCCGAGGAUCAGCGCACCGCUGUCCGUAUCGCUCUGGCAGAUGCUCUCCAGCCAAUGUGGCUCAUGUACACGUGCUUUGCCGCCGCUGGUCUGGUAGCUUCAUUCUUCAUUCGACCCAGAGUAUUGACACACGAACAUGUAGAAAUCAAGACGGGUUUGGACGCAGAAUACGAAAAUGCGGAGGCUCGGCGCCGUGAGCGUGAGGAGAGCAAUAAUGUUUAG